This is a messenger RNA of Lepus europaeus (European hare), 3341 nucleotides long. RefSeq names its product heat shock protein family A (Hsp70) member 4 like (gene HSPA4L). Gene Ontology annotation, biological process: protein folding. Lineage: Eukaryota; Metazoa; Chordata; Mammalia; Lagomorpha; Leporidae. The record is from RefSeq and is a predicted model, not a curated record. The transcript is spliced from 19 exons. Gene Ontology annotation, cellular component: cytosol; nucleus. The coding region runs from base 234 to 2756 and encodes 840 amino acids. Gene Ontology annotation, molecular function: ATP binding; ATP-dependent protein folding chaperone.
CGCAGUGGAGAGGGACCUAGGCGGCGGGACGCGGCGGAGCUGGCGGCGCGGGCGGCCUCGACCCACUCCGCGUUUUCCCGGCGCUCUGCCCUAGAUUUUCUGCGUAGCGACUUGGGGUCAUUUCUCCCUUGCUUGUCUUUAGGAGUGGCAGUCCCGGCAGCAACAGCUCGAAAGCGGACGCGGUGCCCUCAGCGGAGGCUUCUGCACUAGUCCCCCGACCUUUAGGCGGCGGGAUGUCUGUGGUUGGCAUUGACCUCGGCUUUCUCAACUGCUACAUCGCCGUAGCGAGGAGUGGCGGCAUUGAGACCAUCGCCAAUGAGUACAGCGACAGGUGUACCCCGGCCUGUAUAUCUUUGGGAUCAAGAACUCGAGCCAUUGGGAAUGCAGCCAAGAGCCAGAUAGUCACAAAUGUAAGAAAUACAAUUCAUGGCUUCAAAAAGCUUCAUGGACGAUCAUUUGAUGAUCCCAUUGUGCAGACUGAAAGGAUCAGGCUUCCCUAUGAGUUGCAGAAGAUGCCUAAUGGAAGUGCAGGAGUUAAGGUGCGGUACCUAGAAGAAGAGAGACCAUUUGCAAUUGAACAAGUUACUGGAAUGCUGUUGGCCAAGCUUAAAGAGACUUCAGAAAAUGCUUUGAAGAAACCAGUGGCUGACUGUGUGAUUUCAAUUCCUAGCUUUUUCACUGAUGCUGAGAGAAGAUCUGUGAUGGCUGCAGCCCAGGUUGCAGGCUUGAAUUGUUUGAGGCUGAUGAAUGAAACUACUGCAGUUGCGCUAGCAUACGGAAUUUAUAAGCAGGAUCUUCCCUCGUUAGAUGAGAAACCAAGAAAUGUAGUAUUUAUUGAUAUGGGACAUUCUGCCUAUCAGGUCUCGGUUUGUGCUUUUAACAAAGGAAAACUUAAAGUCUUGGCUACUACCUUUGAUCCAUAUUUGGGUGGCAGGAACUUUGAUGAGGCUUUAGUGGACUACUUCUGUGAUGAAUUCAAGACCAAAUAUAAGAUAAAUGUGAAAGAAAACUCUCGGGCCUUGUUACGUUUAUAUCAGGAAUGUGAAAAACUAAAGAAGUUAAUGAGUGCAAAUGCAUCAGAUCUUCCACUGAACAUUGAGUGUUUCAUGAAUGACCUUGACGUUUCUAGUAAAAUGAACAGAUCUCAAUUUGAACAAUUAUGUGCUUCCCUCUUGGCCAGAGUUGAACCACCUUUAAAAGGAGUAAUGGAGCAGGCUAACUUACAACGUGAAGACAUAAGUAGUAUAGAAAUUGUAGGAGGGGCAACAAGAAUUCCUGCAGUGAAGGAACAAAUCAGUAAAUUCUUUCUGAAAGACAUAAGCACCACAUUAAAUGCUGAUGAAGCUGUUGCAAGAGGAUGUGCACUACAGUGUGCGAUUCUCUCACCAGCAUUUAAAGUGCGUGAAUUUUCCAUAACAGACAUUGUUCCCUAUUCCAUCACACUAAGGUGGAAGACCUCUUUUGAAGAUGGAACUGGGGAAUGCGAAGUAUUCUGUAAGAACCAUCCUGCCCCAUUCUCAAAAGUCAUCACUUUCCACAAGAAGGAACCAUUUGAACUAGAAGCAUUUUAUACGAAUUUGCAUGAAGUGCCUUAUCCUGAUGCAAGAAUUGGGAGCUUCACUAUUCAGAAUGUUUUUCCACAGUCUGAUGGUGAUAGUUCAAAAGUAAAGGUUAAAGUUCGUGUCAACAUCCAUGGAAUCUUCAGUGUGGCUAGUGCAUCCGUAAUUGAGAAACAGAAUUUGGAAGGAGAUCACAGUGAUGCUCCUAUGGAGACAGACACUUCAUUUAAGAAUGAAAACAAAGAUGAUAUGGAUAAAAUGCAGGUUGACCAAGAAGAAGGAAGUCAUCAAAAGUGCCAUGCUGAGCAUACCCCAGAAGAGGAAAUUGAUCAUACAGGAGCCAAAACAAAGUUAGCUCCCUCAGACAAACAAGACCGAUUAAAUCAAAACAUUAAAAAAGGAAAAGUCAAGAGUAUUGAUCUUCCUAUUCAAAGCAGCCUAUGUAGACAGCUGGGCCAAGAUCUUCUCAAUAGCUACAUUGAAAAUGAGGGGAAGAUGAUAAUGCAAGAUAAAUUAGAGAAAGAAAGAAAUGAUGCUAAGAAUGCUGUUGAAGAAUAUGUAUAUGAUUUUAGAGACAAGCUGGGCACUGUCUAUGAAAAAUUCAUCACUCCAGAAGACAUGAAUAAACUAUCUGCAAUAUUAGAAGACACAGAAAAUUGGCUUUAUGAAGAAGGAGAGGACCAGCCUAAACAAGUAUAUGUGGAUAAGCUUCAAGAACUGAAGAAAUAUGGCCAACCUAUUCAAAUGAGGUACAUGGAACAUGAAGAGAGACCGAAAGCUUUAAAUGACUUGGGAAAAAAGAUUCAGCUCGUCAUGAAAGUGAUAGAAGCGUACAGAAACAAGGAUGAAAGAUAUGAUCAUUUGGAUCCUGCUGAAAUGGAAAAAGUUGAAAAAUACAUCAGUGAUGCCAUGAGUUGGCUGAACAGUAAAAUGAAUGCACAGAACAAACUAAGUCUCACUCAAGAUCCUGUGGUGAAAGUUUCAGAAAUAGUUGCAAAAUCAAAGGAACUGGAUAAUUUCUGUAACCCCAUCAUUUACAAGCCCAAACCAAAAGUAGAAGUUGCUGAGGACAAAGCAAAAGCUAAUAGUGAACACAAUGGACCAAUGGAUGGACAGAGUGGAACUGAAACUAAACCAGAUACAACAAAAGAUAGCUCACAGCAUACUAAGUCUUCUGCAGAGAUGGAAGUGGACUAAGUGUUAAUUUACCUUCAUAUAAUUCAAAUAGUGCAAGUAACCCCAGGGUCCAUUCUUCUUUUACAUCUGGUACACACAACAGUUGUUCAGUUGUUCUUAACCACUUUUUGUCAUUUGUUUCUUGGAGUAGUUUUGAAAAGUGUUUUAUACUGAGUGCACCUCUGUUCAUUUCCAUUGCGGCUUACGUGAAGCUUUAGCCACAUUUAGAUUUAUAAAUCAAUUUAAGAUUUCCUGAUAUAUUUUACAAGAUAUGUAAUUGGAACAAUCUCCUUUAUUUAAAGCCUCUACUUGGAUAAACCUCAGUUCCUUUAUUUAGGAAAGGCUACCAUAUUGCACUAUUGUUGCAGAAGUAUGGAUUUAGAUGCAUCAUUAUUUUGAAAGAAAUUUAAAUUGAUGUGGUUAAAAGCCACUGAGGCACUGACUUUUUUCUAGUUAUUGUAUUGUUAUAAUUUAAAUAAGAGGUUCCUGAACAAAUAAGUCCACCUCGUUGAUGUACCAUGAGAACUCUAAAGCUCUGUUGUCAUCACAUAAAUGAACUAAAUCACAGAUUGAAAGAGAAAAAUGAACAAUUUUAUGUGAAGGUGA